GUGAGUUAGGCUAAUUAUUUAUAAGUUUGCAAUAUGUUCAUUUUUACAUUUUUUGGUAAUAAUGUAUCUGUCUUUAUUCGAUUAUGUAAGAAUGUAUAUAGAAUAACGUGCAAUAUGUUUAAUAUUAAUCAUUUCAUGCAUUCAGUGUUCAUUGGAACUGUGUUCAUGAAUUAAUUUAUAAUGUAACAGUGACGCUCACAUGAAAAUGAGGGUUUUUGAAAGUUUUUUUAGUUUAGUUUGUCUUUAGGUUUUGACAUUAUCCUCUCCACAAUAAUCUAUUACACGCGCUUACCAGCAUGGGACACUCUUUGCAUGCUAAGUUAAAGGAGGCGGGUUUAGUUGCCCGGCACAGUGACGUUCAAACCCCACCAUGACCCCUUCUUUCAGUCAGACUCUUAUGACAACUUCCUCCGCUCCGCGCACCCGCUUUUCUUUUUAUUGUUGCCCCAAAACUUGCCAUCGCGUACGGUCGUGCUGCUAUACCUUUAAACCCGGGAGCAGCGUCCGUUGGCGGUGACAGGGCUCGAGUGUAACCAGACGAUGGCAUUUUCCAAACCAAUGUGGCAAUGUGUCACUUGUGAGAAAAUAACGCGAUGAUGGCAUCGCGCCGCCGUACUUAAGGCGCUUUCUGUCUACUCCCCCGUAACGUUACCGGGCGCGAUGGAGUCUGUGUCGACAUGGAGUUCGCCUGGGAAUUGCGUUAGACUUCGGUGCUUUUACUCGUCGCAAUGCUGCGGUGUAUCUUCGAUGAGGAUUUGCUAACCGCGGGACGACGAAGACGAGCACACCGACAUCAUGUCUGAUCGGAAUUACUGGACGGUGUGUCCGAGUUAUAAAAGUCAGUUCGUUUCCGGAGGUUUAGUCAAACGGCCCAAAAGUAACCGGAACAAGAGGAAGAGUUUGGCUCCCUCACCUACUCUAUCAAGACCGCUCUCACCCCUUCCUUUGCAAACUGGCAGCAGUCCUCUGGACAGUCCCAGAAAUGUCUCCGGCAGUCCUUCGGUCAAUUUUCCAUUCAUACGGAGGUAAGAGCUGAGCAGAAUGAGACGGCAAACAUGUCCGAGUGUAUUUGCAUUAGUCAUUUGUCAUGCAUCAUCUUA
Molecule: messenger RNA, 1100 nt
Organism: Puntigrus tetrazona (Sumatra barb)
Lineage: Eukaryota; Metazoa; Chordata; Actinopteri; Cypriniformes; Cyprinidae
Product: microtubule-associated serine/threonine-protein kinase 3-like
Exons: 3
Coding region: 796-1029 (77 amino acids)
Source: RefSeq, a predicted model, not a curated record